Messenger RNA from Dicentrarchus labrax (European seabass), 7949 nucleotides. It is a transcript of the gene atrx, whose product is annotated as ATRX chromatin remodeler. The transcript is spliced from 34 exons. Gene Ontology annotation, molecular function: ATP hydrolysis activity; ATP binding; ATP-dependent chromatin remodeler activity. NCBI's taxonomy places the organism in Eukaryota, Metazoa, Chordata, Actinopteri, Moronidae. Gene Ontology annotation, cellular component: nucleus. Bases 272 to 6532 code for a protein of 2086 amino acids. The record is from RefSeq and is a predicted model, not a curated record.
UUAGGCUAGAUGCGCCAUUUUACUGCGUCCACAGCAAGAUGGUCCCAUUGCUUUGUCUCCCCUGACCGGAGUUGUUUCGGUAUUCUGUGGCUUAUUCUCGCCCUCGUACCAUCGAAAAUCUGCUAUUUGGACUGAGCCGGGCCACCCGUACCGCAAACGAACCGUGUCUCUGUCUGUCGAGAAAUGACGACGGCGAAAAGCAGAGACUCGACACCUUAAUUCACCAGUAUGUUCAUCGGGAAACAAAUCUUCAAAUGUCUCUCCAGGUAAAAUGAGUCUGCCCUCUUCUGAAUCAAACCUAGAACAAAUGGCAGAAAAGGCAGAGGAGCCUGGUAGCUCAACUGAAACUAUGAAGCCCUCCUCUUCUCGCAACAGGAGGAAGUCCGCUGCUGUAGUUAAGCACACUGGCCUGAAUGAAUCCGACGCCUCCUCGAAGAGUGAAAAUGAAGGUGCCACGUCUGACAGUCCUUCAGACAACAACACAAGCAGCGUAUCUAAAGGCACUUUAGUGAUGAGGCCAGCUGGGAAUGAAAGUAAAGGCGCCAUGAAGCUCAGAGUGGAUUUCAAACAGAAACAUACGGAUGAUACUCUGCAGAAGAAGAUAAGCUGCACUGCCUGCGGAAAACAAGUAAACCAGUUUCAGCGCAACUCCGUAUAUGAACAUCCGGUGCUCAAAGUACUCAUUUGCAAGUCAUGCUACAAGUAUUACACAAGUGAUGACAUCAACAGAGACUCUGAUGGGAUGGAUGAGCAGUGCAGGUGGUGUGCUGAAGGUGGCAAGCUAAUCUGCUGUGACUACUGCAACAACGCCUUCUGCAAGAAGUGCAUCUUGCGCAACCUAGGCAGAAAGGAGCUGUCUGUCAUUACUGAUGAGAACUCAAAGUGGCAUUGCUAUGUCUGUAGGUCAGAGCCCCUCCAAGAUCUGGUCUCCAAAUGCCACAGGAUCAUGGAAAAACAAGAACUCAAGCUACGAAAAACAGAUAAAACAGAGGAACGUGAAAGCAGGAGACACAAGAACAAACCAGUCAAAGAGCACAAAGCAGUUGUCAAUGGAAAAGAACACAUUGAAGGCUCAGGGACCAUGACAUUCUCCUACAAAAAACUGCAGGUACCCAAAGAACUUAUAAAGAAAGCAAAAAAGCUUGUUGAAACCACAACGGGUCUGAACAAUACGUUCAUCCAGUUCAUCCAGCAGGCAGCAGAGGAGCAGGAAGAUAAGUCCAUCAGGUAUCGGCAUUUGAAAGCCUUCAAGGCUGUGCUUGCCGAUUUGAAAAAAGCCCACAGUGCUUUGGAAGCGGCUUUGGGGCCUGAGUUCAGAAACAUGGAGUUGCAGAAUGGUAACGAAGGGCAACAUAUUGUGAGAAAGAGCACUGAUGUUGUGGCCCCUGUAGAAAAUGACCACAUGGAUAAUGUAGGGGACGCAGUUGAUGAGGCUGAAGCAGUUGAUGAGGCUGAAGCAGUUGAUGAGGCCGAAGCAGUUGAUGAGGCCGAAGCAGUUGAUGAGGCCGAAGCAGCUGAUGAGGCCGAGGCAGCUGAUGAGGCCGAGGCAGCUGAUGAGGCCGAGGCAGCUGAUGAGGCCGAGGCAGCUGAUGAGGCCGAGGCUGUUGAUGAUGCUGACGCAGCAGAGGAGCUGGACGAGGAGCAGAAUAACGAGCAGGACAUGGACAAUGAUCAAGAUCAAGUGUCGAAUGAUACUGAAAUGAAAGACAACCAAACUGAGGUAACCAAAAAUACAAUUAAAACUGAAGUCUGUGAUGACGAGCUAGUGUCAGCUGGUGAAAUGUCCCUAGAUCACGAUAUUAUGUCUGUGCCUCCUUCGGUUCCCGAAGAGCUUUUUCAGAUGGUGGAGAGUCUUGCGGAUUCCACCAUGCUCUCACAGACUGACAAAGAUUUGGUCACAGACACUGAAAAAGACACUGAAAAUACAAAGUCAAAUGGAAACGCAACAGAGGCUCAACGCCCCCAGCCUAAGGUAAAGAACCUAAUAGUCAAACUGACUCCUGUGCCAGUUGUGACAACAUGUGGUUCAAGAUCCUCCAGGUCGAAAAACAGAGAAAAAGAAGAAGAAAAAGAGGAAGAGACACAGAAAAAGUCUAAAGAAGAAGAAUGUGAGCAGGAGAUAGAUGAUGCUACUGAUACAGUAGAUGGGACAAACAGCCCACCACCCAGUCGUCGCUCUAGUAGAGUAAAGACCACUCCCCUGAGAAAGCAGGCUGAGAAUAAGGACAAGGAAGAGUCCUCUGAUUCAGAGUCAGAGGAAGAUAGUAAGAGCAAGGCUAAAUCCUCCAAGAAAUCCAGUAACACUAAAAAAAAAGAUGGGAAGCAGAUGGGGGCAUCAGAGAAAAAGACAAUAGAUUCUGACUCGGAUGAAGUUCCUAACAUACUACUAGAGAAAGCUGCAGCAGGCCACAGCACAGAUGAGGAAGAGGAAAGCACAAGUGGUAAAAAGCGUGUAUUCAAACUGAACAACACAUCCACACAGGAUUCAGACAAAGCAUCCAAACGCAAAAGAAAGUCUGAAAGCUCUGAUUCAGACAUGGAGAAGAAAAGUAAAAAGACUCCCAAGAAGAAGAAGCAGAAUGGUUCAGACUCGUCCAACUCUGACUCUGACCAGGAGAAAGAGAAAAAGCAUAAAGUGAGCCCAGCAAAGAGGAGAUCUAGUCGUGUGAAGAAACAAGAUGGAGCAAAGGAGGAAGACUCAGCUGAGAGCAAGGCAGCCGGGCGUAAACGGUCUUAUGAAAAGAAGCGGAAGGGAAGAAGCUCCAAAUCGGCCUCUAAGCUACAUUCGUCCUCCAGUGAGAAUGAGGAGGAGCAGCUGGCUGAAGGUGACUCCGGGGACGACAGCGACGCACAAAAGAUGAAACCCAUUGUGGAAGAUAACGUUGUGGGAGGUGGUGGACCUUUCCAUCAGUCCUCAGGAGACGAAGUGGAUGAUAAAGAGAAAGAUUCUCGGGUUUGUGAAGAUGACGACGACGAUGAUCCUGAAAACAGGAUUGCAAAAAAAAUGCUUCUCGCCCAAAUAAAAUCCAACUAUUCUUCUGGAGCAGAGAGCUCCACUGAUAAUGAAGGAGCUGAUAAGGACGAAAAGUCAUCCAAGAAAGUUAAAAAAGAGGAUGAGGAUGAAGAAGAAGAAGAAGAAGAGCAGCAAGAAGAAGAUUCAGAAGACUCAAGUUCUGAUGUCGACGUGAAGAAGCGUAGCAGACGCCACAAAUUGCUUCGUCAUAAACUCUCGCUGAGUGAGGGCGAAUCAGGAGAUGAGAAAGCUGCCGAUAAAGACAAGAACAAAGGGGGCAAGAAGAAGACACGGCAGCAAGUAGGCAGCGAUGACUCUGAAGACUCAGACUUUGAGAAGUCAGAUUCCAGCGAAGAGUCGGGAAUAAGCGAGGAGAUCAGUGAAUCAGAGAAUGAAGGGAAGCGCCGAAAGACCAGAUCUGCUAAGAAGAAGGACGACGAGAAACAGAGAAGUUACAAGCAGAAGAAAAAGCGACGCAGGAUUAAAGUUCAGGAGUCCUCUUCCAGCAAUGAGAAGAGCGGAGAGGAAGGUGAUGACGACCUAGAUGAUGAGGAGCGCAAAGGACGCAAAAAGAUCCGCAAAAUCCUGAAGGACGACAAGCUGCGGACAGAGACGAGAGAUGCUCUGAAAGAAGAGGAGGAGAGGAGGAAACGUAUUGCUGAAAGAGAGGCACUCAGGGAGAAACUGCGAGAGGUUAUUGUGGUGAAGGAGUCUUCCCAGGUGACGUGCCCCAUCACCACUAAGCUGGUGCUGGAUGAGGAUGAAGAGACCAAGGAGCCGUUGGUGCAGGUGCACAGGAACCUUGUCACAAAGCUCAAACCUCAUCAGGUUGACGGAGUUCAGUUCAUGUGGGACUGCUGCUGUGAAUCUGUGAAAAAGAUUGAAAAGUCUUCUGGCUCCGGCUGCAUCCUCGCCCACUGUAUGGGCCUGGGAAAAACUCUGCAGGUGGUGACAUUCCUUCACACUUUGCUGCUUUGUGAGAAGCUUGAUUUCUCCACAGCAUUGGUAGUUUGUCCCCUGAACACGGUCCUUAAUUGGCUCAAUGAGUUUGAGAAGUGGCAAUAUGGAAUGAAGGAUGAUGAGAGUUUAGAGGUGACUGAGCUGGCAACAGUAAAGAGGCCACAGGAGCGAGCAUACGCCCUCCAGCGAUGGCAAGAGAUGGGGGGUGUUAUGAUCAUCGGUUACGAGAUGUACCGAAACCUAACGCAGGGCAGGAACAUCAAGAGCAAGAAGCUCAAAGAGACCUUUCAGAAGACACUGGUAGAUCCAGGUCCAGACAUGGUGAUUUGUGAUGAAGGUCACAUCCUUAAGAACGAGGCGUCUGCUGUGUCCAAAGCAAUGAAUUCUAUCAGGACGAGGAGGAGGGUUGUGCUGACUGGAACGCCUCUGCAAAACAACCUUGUUGAAUACCACUGCAUGGUGAACUUCAUCAAGGAGAACUUGCUUGGGUCAAUUAAGGAGUUCAGGAAUCGCUUCAUUAACCCCAUGCAGAACGGUCAGUGCGCCGACUCAACAUUACACGAUGUCCGGAUCAUGAAGAAGAGAGCUCACAUCCUCUAUGAGAUGUUGGCUGGCUGUGUCCAGAGGAAAGACUACACAGCGCUCACCAAGUUCCUGCCUCCCAAACAUGAGUAUGUGUUGUCAGUCAGAAUGACUCCGAUCCAGUGUAAGCUCUACAGAUACUACCUGGAGCACUUCACAGGUGUGGGGAAUGCGUUGGAGGGGGGCCGGGGCCGCGCAGGGACCAAACUCUUCCAGGAUUUCCAGAUGCUCAGCAGAAUCUGGACCCAUCCCUGGUGCCUUCAGCUGGACUACAUCAGUAAAGAAAACAGGGGUUUCUUUGACGAAGACAGUAUGGACGAGUUCAUCGCUUCAGAAACAGAAGAAUCCUCCAUGAGUAUGACAUCUGAGGACGAGAAGAUAAAAAAGAAAAAGAAGCAAGGGAAGGGGAAAAAAAAGGGAUCUGAUGACUCGGACAGUGAUGACGUGGAGGUCAUCAAGGAGUGGAACAGCAGCUCUCGGGGCAGGAACGGGGAGGGUCGAACCAGACCAGAGCCUGUAGAGGAACCGCCUCAGCCCGCUGGCUCAGCACCAGGAAGUCCCACUCCUGACUGGCACAAGGAGUUUGUCACUGAGGCCGACGCUGAGAUCCUGGAGCACUCUGCAAAGAUAUUUCUCCUCUUUGAGAUCCUGCGCAUGGCAGAGGAAGUAGAUGAUAAAGUGUUGGUGUUCAGUCAGUCCCUCAUCUCUCUAGACCUUAUUGAGGAUUUCCUGGAGCUGUCCUGCAGAGCUAAAGAUGAAGGCAAAAUCUCUCCAUACAAAGGUGAAGGCAAGUGGUUCAGGAAUAUUGACUACUAUCGUCUGGAUGGCUCCACCAACGCCACCACCAGGAAGAAGUGGGCUGAAGAGUUUAACGACACCAGUAACAUAAGAGGUCGUCUGUUCCUCAUUUCAACGCGAGCUGGCUCUCUUGGCAUCAACCUGGUGGCAGCCAACAGGGUCAUCAUCUUCGACGCUUCCUGGAAUCCCUCCUACGACGUCCAGAGUAUCUUCAGGGUCUACCGCUUUGGCCAGCUUAAAACUGUAUAUGUGUACAGGUUCCUAGCCCAGGGUACAAUGGAGGAGAAGAUUUACGACCGGCAGGUAACCAAACAGUCUCUGUCAUACCGGGUGGUGGAUCAGCAGCAGAUUGAGAGGCACUUUACGACAAACGAGCUGACGGAGCUUUACACCUUUGACCCAGACAUGCUUGAUGAUCCGUCAGAGAAGAAGAGCAAGAAAGCCACGCCCUUGCUUCCUAAGGAUCCCUUCCUGGCUGAGAUGCUGCAGAACAAUAAGGACCAGAUCGUGUGUUACCAUGAACACGACUCCCUGCUGGACCACAAGGAGGAGGAAGCCCUGAGUGAGGAGGAUCGCAAGGCAGCCUGGGCCGAGUAUGAAGCAGAGAAAAAGGGUUUGUCCAUGAGGACCAACUACCAGUCACCAUAUGCUCAGAUGGACAUGGGCUCCUCCAACUACUUCUCCUACAACGUGGCGGCUUUGGCCUCCAUGAACAACCAGCAGCUGGAGGACCUUAUAAACCAGGGACGACAGAAAGUCAUCGAAGCAACAAAUGCAUUGAAGUCUUUAUCACGGGAGUCACUGGAAGAUACUAUCGCCAGAGUGUGGAAGGAGAACCCUUCACUCACAGAGAGUCAGGUCCAGUCAAUGGCUUUGGGUCGACAGGCCAGUGUGGAGCUGGAGCUCAAGCGCAGGGAAGUCGUGUACAGGGACACACUCACCAGGCAGCAGACGCUGAUGAUGUUCGUGCAGAAGCUGAUCACCAACAGGAAGGUGCAGGAGCAGCAGCUGGCCAUGGCUAACCAGGCCAGCUACCUGAACCAGCUGGCCCUGCAGAACGGCAUGAUGGGAGGCAGCGGGCUUAGCCAGAUGGACCUGCUGGGGCUCUACCAGCAGCUCCACGGCCUGGGCUCCCAUCAAAACAUGGGCAAGAAUCCUGGGCCCUCCAAGGGCCUGUAGGUUAGAGGGACUCCUCCUCAACACCCCCCACUCAGCUAGUCGGCUCCCAGUGGCCCAGUUCAAGCGAGGCCCAGUUCUCUGUAACAAACGCACUGUGAGACCGCUCAGAGCUCAAAGCAAACUGGUGCACCAAUCAGAGGGUGGAGUGGUUUUGAGACUAGGCUGCUGUCCACUGGGGCCUCAAGUGGGAUAGACUCUCAGUGCUUUAUUCUGUAGUUCACUGAGAGAAGGUGGAAUAUAAUGUAUAAAUGACUGUGUGAAAGAAGUCCAUUAGGAAUUUCAACAGAAAAAAAAUGUAUAUACCGCCUUAAUGUUAUUCAAGUUCUAUAUCUUCAUUUUUCAUGUAUUUAAAGGCAAAAAAAGUUUUACCCCCAAUGCUUUAAAGCAUUGUAUUGUUCUCCCCUUAAGAGGGUUUCCUUAUUAUUUAAACUCAGUUUUUUAUACUGUUUUAAAUGCCUAACUAAUCCUGAGUGGGACCAGUGUUGUUGGUGACAGGACUCUAUGAUGUAAACCUCUACAUGAUUAUUAGCCCCAGUAGAUUCCUUCACCAAUAUCUAGCAAAGCAGACAGCGAAUGGUGCUGCAAAGUCCUGCUCUUUUUGGGAGAUAGAAAAUUGAUAAGUGAACAAAAACGAAAAAAAAAAGAAUAAUGGCGUCAUAUUCAUUUCCUAAGAAAGAAAGAAAAAAAAAAAGCUCUGUAAAGUUCUGAGAUUUGUUGAGAAUCUUUUCUAUUAUGCUUUUACGUGUUUACAUUAGUUGUCGCUGAACAUGGUAAUGGAAUGCUUGUGUUGUUCAAAACUGCCUGCCGGUUCCUAUGACCUUUUUGUAACAUCAUUCUCAUUGUCACGUGUUGUCUAGCAUAGCACUGUGCGUCCUGUUUCACUGUUUAUGUUCCACUUGUGUUGAUCCCAAGCUUGGGUGAGUGACUGGGUCUCACAAAGCACAACCAGUUCAGCCGGGCGUCACAGGGCCCAAAAACUAUUCCCUUUACUUGUCUGUCAAAGUUUGAAAUGUGUGUGUUUCACAGUUGUUUGGAUAGAGUAAAGACUGGAAAUCUUAUUAUGUCCUGGCUGAUCUGUGUCCUCUGCUUUGUGAGAGAUGCCUUCUGGACACUGUAGUCUCACCAGGCAGGCCCCCCCAGACUACCUGUAUUCUACUUUGGCACAUUUUUGCUUCUAAAUGCUUAAACUGGUGUAGCUGUUAAUCAUGAGGAAUAUGUACAUUUCUCAUCAAGAGACGACUGUUGUCUCUAGUUGGCUCCUGUGUUUGCACAAGGUGUAUUCCUGUAGAGAAACCUUUUGGCCUCUUCUAAGAAUGUUCUUAUGUUAGCAAAUACACCAACUUGAUUUGCCAUGAAUUUGAUCUGCUAUUAUCUUGAUAAGUAUUUAAUAUAACAUUUAAUAAAGUGACCAAAAGGA